GUCGUGUGCGCAGGCGCAGUAGAAGCUGUAGCCGGCCCGUCAUCUCCUGGACAGGAGGAAGCCGCCAUGGAGUCAUACGAUGUGAUCGCAAACCAGCCCGUUGUGAUUGAUAAUGGCUCUGGAGUCAUUAAAGCUGGCUUUGCUGGGGAUCAGAUCCCAAAGUAUUGCUUUCCUAACUAUGUUGGGCGGCCAAAGCAUAUUCGGGUCAUGGCUGGUGCCUUGGAAGGAGAUUUAUUUAUUGGACCAAAGGCAGAGGAACACAGAGGCUUGCUAUCUAUCCGAUACCCCAUGGAACACGGCAUUGUAAAGGACUGGAAUGACAUGGAACGUAUCUGGCAGUAUGUCUAUUCAAAAGAUCAGCUGCAGACUUUUUCAGAAGAGCAUCCAGUAUUGCUUACAGAAGCUCCCUUGAAUCCACGAAAAAAUCGCGAGCGAGCGGCAGAAGUUUUCUUUGAGACUUUUAAUGUUCCAGCUCUGUUCAUCUCCAUGCAAGCUGUGCUGAGCCUCUAUGCCACAGGGAGAACAACGGGUGUGGUUCUAGACUCUGGAGAUGGCGUAACACACGCAGUGCCAAUUUAUGAGGGCUUUGCCAUGCCUCACUCCAUCAUGAGGAUUGACAUUGCAGGCCGAGAUGUCUCCCGCUUCCUCCGGCUGUACCUGCGGAAAGAGGGCUAUGACUUCCAUACUUCAGCUGAGUUUGAAAUAGUCAAAACUAUCAAAGAGCGUGCGUGUUACCUGUCCAUAAAUCCACAAAAAGAUGAGACACUGGAGACAGAGAAGGCCCAGUAUUACUUGCCUGAUGGAAGCACAAUUGAGAUUGGCCCAGCCCGAUUCCGGGCACCUGAGCUGCUGUUCCGACCAGAUCUUAUCGGAGAGGAGUGUGAAGGAAUUCAUGAAGUUUUAGUAUUUGCCAUUCAGAAGUCCGACAUGGAUCUAAGGCGGACUUUGUUCUCCAACAUAGUGCUCUCUGGAGGAUCAACCUUAUUUAAAGGUUUCGGGGACCGACUUCUGAGUGAAGUAAAAAAAUUAGCACCAAAAGAUGUAAAAAUAAGGAUAUCUGCUCCUCAAGAACGAUUAUAUUCUACAUGGAUUGGUGGAUCUAUUUUGGCUUCUUUGGACACCUUUAAGAAAAUGUGGGUCUCCAAGAAGGAAUAUGAAGAAGACGGACCCAGAGCUAUCCACAGGAAAACGUUCUAACGUCCCAAAAGACCAAGUCUCUGUAUCAGUCCACUUCAGUUUAAAACUGGCUUUUUGAGUAUGAGAGUGUGGUCGGGAGGUGACUGGUGGGUGGGUGUGAAUGUAUGUGUCUGUAUGCGCUCUCCAGCAUGCCAAGAAGUCGUCAAACGAGGGCAGAAGAUCUGUAGAGGGCAACUGAAAAUAAAACCCAUCGGAGAGGAAAGCCUUUAUCCCAUUCCUAUUUAUGUGUUAUGUUGCACCAGGGUCUGUAAAUGGUCUGUUGCGAAAAUAUUUUAUCGCAUUAUAGCCUAUUUAUCCUUAACAGAUUUACCGUACAUAAAGUGUAAAAAAAAAAAGAAAAAACCCAGCUGACAGUACAAUAUGAACUAUUCACUGACGUACGUGACCCCCACACUUAUCCGCCACAUGGGCCUUUCAGAAUUACGUUUACUUGAGUAACAGAGAAAACACGUUUCUUGAAACUAUAAUAUGUCGUACUAAUUUAAAGACAUGGUUUUUGGAAAUGUUUCUAUUGCAUGAUAAAAAAAAAAAGAUCAGUAUAGUUAUAUAGUUAGACAUCUGGAAUAUUUGAUUUUUUUUUUUUUAGAAUCUCUCUGUAACAAAGCCUGUCUGCAGGUCAGUGUAGGUUCCAGGACGUUCAUCUAUAGAAUUUAUCAGUCAAGUAACCCAUGAAGUCUGUUCUGUGUUCAUAUUUAUAUAGAGAAACUAAGGGGAUUAGGUAACCUUGUCUCUUUGUAUACUUGGGAGGAGAGGCCAAUUGGGCAACUCUGUUUAUUCAUCAUUGGGUGCUUGUUUGCUUGGGAGAAGAAACCAGCUAAGUAACCCUGUCCCUGCAUCCAUGGAUCUUUGUAUACCUAAGAGAAGUAGCCAACUCCGUAACCCUGUUCCCAUUCUUGGGUGCCAACUAGGUAACCCUGUCCCCAUUCUUGGCUCCCUGUAUACCUUGCAGAAGGAGCCAACUAGGUAACCCUGUCUCUUCAUCCUUGGGUGCCUAUAUUACCUGGGGAGAUCGAGCCAACUAGGUAACCCAGUGUCCCCAUCCUUGGCUUCCUGUAUGCCUCAGAGAAGAAUCCAACUAGGUAACCAUGUCUCUUCAUCGUUUGGUGCCUAUAUAUCUGGGAGAUGGAGCCAACCCCUAUAUACCUGGAUGAUGGAGCCAACUAGGUAACCCUGUCUCUUCAUUCUUGGGUGCCUAUGUUACCUGGGGAGAUGGAGCCAACUAGGUACCCUGUGUCCUUAUCCUUGGCUUCCUGUAUACCUUGGAGAAGAAUCCAACUAGGUAACCCUAUCUCAUCAUUAGGUGCCUAUAAAUCUGGAAGAUGGAGCCAACUAGGUAACCCUGUUUCUUCAGUCUUGGGUGCAUAUAUACCGAGGAGAAGGAGCCAACUAUGUAACCCUGUGUCCUCAUUCUUGGCUCCCUGUAUACCUUGGAAAAGGAGCCAAUUGGGUAACCCUUUCUCUUCAUCCUUGGGUGCUUGUAUACCUGGGAGAUGGAGCCAACUAGGUAACCUUGUCUCCCCAUCCUUGGGUCUUUUUACACCUGGAUGGGGGGGACCAGUUGGGUAAUCCUGUCUCACCAUCCUUUGGUCCUCGUAUACUUAGGAAGAGGGGCCAAGUGUCAUGCUCCUAACUUUGUUUCUACCCUUUUUUUGUUGUUGUUUGGCCUACAAAACGAAUUGCAUUGAAUACCACUAUAUAUUGAAGCAAAACUAUAUAAAGUCUAACAUUUCUGUCUUGGUAUAUAUGUGUCUACUUUUGUAUUAUUUGAUCACUUGAGUUGUCUGCUGACUUUUAUGUAUAUGUAUGUGUGUUUAGUUUGGCACAUAGAGAGGAGUCUAAAGGUUUUUCCCCACUUUAAAUUUGUUGCCAACACCGGUUUAUUAUAGUUGUGGUGUAGUUUUAUGCCACCUUGGUAGGAGGUAGACCAGCUUUAUACAGACACGGUUUGCAUGGGUCCCAGCUUCCUCCCUUGUCAGCAUGUACCUGCUCUAUAGAAGUGUCACCCAUUGGGGUUCUUAGUAGGCCAUUUUAGUAUACACUUCUCCCAUUUUAUGAAUGCUUAACAGUUUAUUAUUUAUAAGUGCUCUUGAGUCCAAACUGACCACUGAAGAUUGUUAAAUGUCAGCCUUUUAAUGUUUUGGUCAAUCCUUUUCUGAAGGAGAACUCCAUCCAAGUGUGUUUUGGGGAAAGGGGUCUUUAGCUGUCAUGUAAAUAUUGCUUAUAUCUGUCACCUCGGCUGUACUGAACGUUUUUUUUAAACGUAUUAAAAAAAAAAAAAUAAGAUGCUAAAAAUCUGUUAACCAAAAGUAUAAUAAAUCAUCUUUAGCUGAUCUGGGCUGCAGUAAACGGAAAUCUGAUUACUAUGAUUCUGCUCACUUUGCAUAUCAUUCUAGCCUUUUGCAAAAAUCGUAUAUACUUGAAAAUAUAAAGGUCCCUAUAUACUUUCUGCACAAGAUGGUUUUUGCUUUGCAGAUGGAGGUAACAGUGGCAAACAAUACUUACACUUUUAUUCCAUCCAUAAUCACUUGUGUGGAGUUCAGGAAAAUCUGCCGUCAGCACAAGAAUAAUAGCGAAAACAUAUUUAUGCUUAUUUGAUAGUUACUUGGCCUUCAUCAGAUAAGAAAAGACACUUUUACCACCGAUCAACAAAGUACUGCUACAUUAGAGGCUGAAAACAUUGGUUCCAAUCUGUCCCCCCUUUAUCUAGUCUACUGCUUUAUAUGAUUUGUAUUUUGUAUUUAUUAACUACUGCUUUAAUACUUCAACACUAAAUAAUUUCAACUC
Molecule: messenger RNA, 3981 nt
Organism: Rana temporaria (common frog)
Lineage: Eukaryota; Metazoa; Chordata; Amphibia; Anura; Ranidae
Gene: ACTR1A
Product: actin related protein 1A
Exons: 11
Coding region: 67-1197 (376 amino acids)
Source: RefSeq, a predicted model, not a curated record